AUGAUUGAUAAUGGCAGCAACGGUACGAGUCGUGAUGGAAAUAAUUCGGGCAAUACAAAUGCUGGAUUAUUGGUCCAAGAACUUGGUGACCAGAGUGUGCUGGCCAAUCUGCUCACUAACAUUUUGGGCAGACAGCAAGAGACUCAACAACGUCAAAUGGAUAUUCUGGAGCGCGUUGUAAAGAAUGAUAGCCACCGGAGUGGAGUUGGGGAAUUUCAAAAACUCAAGCCGCCCUCAUUCUCCGGGACUGCUAAUCCGCUUGAAGCGGAAGACUGGAUCACCGCUAUGGAGAAAGCAUUUGAGGCUAUGGGCUGCACCAACGAAGAGAAAGUCAUUUAUGCAGUUUAUAUGCUAAAAUCAAGCGCUUUUGAAUGGUGGGACGCUCACAAAAAGUCUUACCCGGAGGGUACUCCCCUGACAUGGAUAUUGUUCAAAGAGGCGUUCUAUAAAAAGUAUUUUCCAGAAAGCAUCAAACGCAUCAAAGAAAGGGAGUUUCUUGAGCUUAAACAAGGGAACAAAUCUGUAGGAGAAUAUGAAAUUGAAUUCUCUAGACUUGCAAGAUUUGCUCUAGAGUUCGUCCAGACUGAUGGCUCCAAGGCUCGACGCUUCGAGAGCGGUCUACGUCAACCACUUAAGCGGCGUGUGGAAGCCUUUGAGUUAAAUACUUUUAGAGAUGUGGUGAAUAAAGCCCAGUUGUUGGAAAAGGGAUUUCAAGAGGAAAAGGGUGAUGCUGGAAAAAUCUUGUUUGAUUCUGGUGCCACCCAUUCAUUUGUUGCUACAAAAUUCAUGAGUAAACAUCAUAUCCCUAGCAGUACGCUAGAAGGGUCUAUUUAUGUUGAGACACCUAUAGGAAGCAGAAGUACGAAUUUAAUUUGCACUUCUUGUCCCAUUGAGAUCAUGGGAUGGAAGUUUAUGGCGGAUCUUAUUGUAAUGGAAAUGCAAGAUUUUGACAUAAUACUUGGCAUGGACUGGUUGCAAGAGUAUAGAGCCACUAUUGACUGCUAUGAAAAACAAAUUACACUCAGACUUGAUGGUCAAGUAGAGAUUGUGUAUCAGGGUGAUAAAAAGAGCCAGUCACGGACUCUUAUGACAAAAUUAGACAAGAAGGAAAUCAAUAUCAAGGAUAUUCCAGUGGUAAAUGAAUUUCCUGAUGUCUUUCCGGGAGAGUUGCCGGGACUACCACUGGAUCGAGAAAUUGAAUUUGCUAUCUUAUUGAUCCCGGGAACCAAACCAAUCUACAAGGCACCUUAUAGGAUGGCACCUGCGGAACUUAAGGAGCUAAAAGUACAACUCAAAGAGUUGGAGGAUAGGGGUGAUAUCCCCAAGACCGCUUUUCGCACCCGCUAUGGACACUAUGAGUAUCUAGUGAUGCCCUUCGGUUUGACCAAUGCUCCUGCGGCUUUCAUGGAUUUAAUGAAUCGAGUCUUCAAGCCUUAUUUGGAUCAAUUUGUGAUUGUGUUCAUUGAUGAUAUUCUUAUAUAUUCAAAGACGGAGGAAGAGCAUUCAAUGCAUCUAAAAAUUGUGCUACAAAUACUGCGGGAACAUAAAUUAUAUGCCAAGUUAAAGAAAUGUGAUUUCUGGAUGAAUAAAGUUCCUUUCCUUGGCCAUAUAAUCUCAGAAGAAGGGAUAUCAGUAGAUCCUGCAAAAGUUCAAGCGGUGGCAGAGUGGCAAAGGCCCUCCACUGUAACUGACAUUCGAAGUUUCCUUGGGCUGGCGGGGUACUACCGCCGAUUUAUAUUGAACUUUGCAAAAAUUGCUGCACCUUUGACUCAUCUAACAAAGAAGGGAAUUAAGUUUGAGUGGUCAGAUGAGUGUGAGAAAAGCUUUCAAGAAUUAAAGAAUCGACUUGUCUCAGCCCCAGUUCUUGCUUUGCCUGUCGGUGGGGAAGAAUUCACCAUCUACUGUGAUGCCUCAAAAAUUGGGCUUGGGUGCGUACUUAUGCAAAGGGGGAAAGUUAUUGCUUAUGCAUCUCGCCAGCUAAAACCAUAUGAACAAAAUUAUCCAACUCAUGAUAUGGAGCUAGCAGCGGUAAUUUUUGCUCUAAAAAUCUGGAGGCAUUAUCUUUAUGGAGAACAUUGUGAGAUAUUUACUGAUCAUAAAAAUUUGAAAUAUAUAUUCACACAAAAAGAGUUGAACAUGAGGCAAAGAAGGUGGCUAGAAUUACUGAAGGAUUACGAUGUUAAUAUUAACUAUCACCCAGGAAAAGCCAACAUAGCAUUGGGAACAAAAUUGGACUUUAGUACUGCAUAUCAUCCGCAAAGCGAUGGACAAACCGAACGAGUAAAUCAAAUUGUGGAGGACAUGCUCAGGUCAUGUAUUUUAGAAUUUAAGGGAGCAUGGGAUGAAUAUAUGCCUUUGGCCGAGUUUGCAUACAAUAACAGUUAUCAAUCAAGUAUUCAAAUGGCCCCUUACGAGGCUUUAUAUGGUAGGAGGUGUCGAGCGCCGAUUUAUUGGGAUGAGGUUGGAGAAAGAAAGUUUUUAGGACCUGAUAUAAUUCAAGAAACUGAAGAAAAAGUAAGGCUUAUACGCGAGCGACUCCGAACUGCACAGAGUAGACAAAAGAGCUAUGCUGACAAUAAAAGAAGAGAUUUUCACUUGGAAACAUGA
Triticum dicoccoides is the source of this 2607-nucleotide messenger RNA. RefSeq lists its product as uncharacterized. The coding region runs from base 1 to 2607 and encodes 868 amino acids. The transcript is spliced from 4 exons. Gene Ontology annotation, biological process: DNA integration. NCBI's taxonomy places the organism in Eukaryota, Viridiplantae, Streptophyta, Magnoliopsida, Poales, Poaceae. The record is from RefSeq and is a predicted model, not a curated record. Gene Ontology annotation, molecular function: nucleic acid binding.